Molecule: messenger RNA, 2151 nt
Organism: Nezara viridula (southern green stink bug)
Lineage: Eukaryota; Metazoa; Arthropoda; Insecta; Hemiptera; Pentatomidae
Source: the annotation of a GenBank genome assembly
AUGUUUAAAUGUUUCGCGAUAUUGCUGUUUAAUUUUUGUGUCUUGUCAAUUAUCAAUGCUUGCCACAUCUUCCCUUCAGAGAAUCGGAACAGUUUCCUAGACUUGUCUAUCUGGGGUAACCCACAGAGUUUCGUACCUUCCACUAUAUACACAGUUGAAAUAAAUAGCAAAAAAACAUUCUCUCAUUUCCUUAUUACAACUGAUGGAAGUGGUGGAGGAGGUGCUUUACAAGUAAUGAAUGAUGGGAUAACAACAUUUUCUGAAGAAUGUAUAAAUACCUUGAAGGAAAGCAACGCAAAAGCUAAAAGAAAAGUGGCAGUGCACUGGUUGACUCCUUCAUCCGGAUGUGUUAAUAUCAAAUCUGCUGUCAAAGUAAACAAUAAAUGGUUGACCGUCAAUAAAACAAUAUGUUCCCUCGAGGAAACCCCGAAAGAGGUAAAAAAAUGCUGCAGCUGUGAUCAUGCUAAAUAUAAGCUUGUUUUUGAAGGGAUAUGGUCUCCUAAAACUCAUCCUAAAGAUUAUCCCUCGAUUCUAUGGAUGACUCAUUUUUCUGAUCUGAUUGGAGCCACUCACUCUCCUGAUUUCGCAAUAUGGGACGAAGGAAUGCUAUCAUCUUAUGGGAUGCAACAAAUGGCAGAGUAUGGAAUCGUCCGAGAACUUGAAAAUGAAUUGAGAAAUCAGAGUAAGCUGCUAAAAUCAAUUAUCAUCGCAGCAGGGCUGUGGUAUCCUGAUGUGAACAGCAAAACAACGGCGAUUUUCAAAGCUGAUCCAAAAAAACACUUAUUAUCAUUGGCAUCUAUGUUUGGUCCAUCACCCGACUGGUUUGUUGGAGUAAGCGGAUUGAACCUUUGUCUACCAAAUUGCACUUGGAUCGAGAAUUUGACGUUGGAUCUCUAUCCAUAUGAUGCUGGAACUGACAGUGGGAUCUCAUAUAUGAGCCCUAACGUCCCUACUGACCCACCAGAAAGGAUCCAAAAAAUAACCGCCACGUAUCCAGAAGAUGCACGGUCUCCAUUUUAUGACCCGAUAAAUCAAAAUAUGAACUCAUUUGCAAAGUUGAUUAUUACUCGAGAAAAUGUUUUUAAGAAAAAGUGUACUGACAUGACCGAACAAGAAAUUUUGGAAGAAGUUUCCAACACAGAAAACACCGAAGAUGAAACAAGACCCGAAUGCCAGGUGACAGAAUAUUCACAAUGGAGCAGUUGCAGCGUCAGUUGCGGCAAAGGAAUUAGGGAAAGACACAGGAACUAUAUUAACCCUGAUAAAGCGAAGGCAUCCAAAUGUGACAGGCAACUCGUUUCCAAGGAGAUGUGUGCCGCUCCCCUACCAAAAUGUCCAGGAGAAAGUGAAGAGGAUAUUAAACCAGUAGAAUACGAAAGUACAUGUGAAGUGACACCUUGGACCGACUGGUCAGACUGCACGGUGACUUGUGGUAUCGGCAUGAAGUUCAGAAGCAGAGAGCUUGUUGUUAACAACAAAGAAAACCAAAAAAAGUGCGUACACAUUAGCAAAAUGGAAAAGCAGAAAUGCAUGGAACCGGUUUGCCAUUCUAAUGAAGCUAAGAUUCCCCGAGAAUGCAGUGUCGGUGAAUGGAGUGAUUGGAGUCCAUGCACCACCAGCUGUGGCGAUGGAGUGAGGCGUAGAACUCGAACCUUUAAGAAUCAACAUGUACCCAAAUUUUGUCAUACUUCAGUUAACCUAACGCAAGCUGUGAAUUGUAAAAAUUCUGUCAAGUGUGAAAUAAAUCCUGAAGAUGCCCUAAGUGUUUGCACAUUGGACAUAAAACCUGGACCUUGCCGUGCAGAAUUCAAGAAAUGGGCAUUCGACCGAAACACUGGGAUCUGCAAAGAAUUUUUUUAUGGAGGCUGCAGAGGAAACCGUAAUAACUUUGAGACAUUCGCCAGUUGUAACGCAACUUGCGGAGAAGUUGGAGUAGUUCCUGAAGUCAACAGAAAAGACACCGUUGAUUGUGUUGUUAGCAAAUGGAGUUCCUGGUCUGAAUGUUAUCCUUGUACUAAUGGUACGAAACGGAAAACAAGAACAAUACUGAAACCAGCACAAAAUAAGGGGAAGCCUUGUCCACCAUUAGAAAAGUCUGUUUCUUGCAAUGUUCCUCCUGAGUUUUGUGAAUACAUGCAUGGCCAUUAUUAA